Messenger RNA from Sphaeramia orbicularis (orbiculate cardinalfish), 4018 nucleotides. RefSeq names its product L3MBTL histone methyl-lysine binding protein 1b (gene l3mbtl1b). Gene Ontology annotation, molecular function: zinc ion binding; chromatin binding; histone binding. Gene Ontology annotation, biological process: negative regulation of DNA-templated transcription. The record is from RefSeq and is a predicted model, not a curated record. Lineage: Eukaryota; Metazoa; Chordata; Actinopteri; Kurtiformes; Apogonidae. Gene Ontology annotation, cellular component: nucleus.
GUGUUCACAGUGAACGCAGGCCUGCUAUUGACCACCAAUAGUAAACUGAACUUUUCCGAGACCCAAACUUGUCAGGCAGCGCAUCUUACACGCAUGCGCAUCCCUCUAUCCAGCUCUAAAUAAGAGUUAAAACAGAAACGAGGUUGGGGAUAUCAGAGGAGUGGGAAUGACUGACACGCCACCCAGUGAUGGCCCUUCUCAGGGAGCUGAGUUUGACAUGAUGGGGGCCCUGGACUGGAAGGAUGGCAUUGCCACACUGCCAGGGAGUGACAUCAGGUUCCGCAUGACAGAGUUUGGGACUCUGGAGAUUGUCACAGACCUAGAGGUCAAAGGGCAGGAGGCAGAGCCUAAUUGUGAGACCUUGGACCCAGCACCAUCUCACAGCCCCACUCCUCCUCCAGAGGGCCAAUCACAAACUGGCUCAGCCACAGCUCCAGCCAAUCAGAAUCAACCAGGAUCAUCUCAAGCCCCUGGUCCUGUGCUUCUGUCUUUAGAGGAGGGUCCCAGUAUGGAGGGCCCCAGUGUGGAAGUUGGUCCCAGUGUUGAAGUUGGCUCCAGUGCAGACGUGGGCCCAAACGGGGAGCUGGCAAGGUGCAGGGCCUGUGGUGGAAGUGUUGCCAGAGAUGCCCUCCUUCAGGGCAAAUACUGCAGUUCCAUUUGUGCUCAGCCCUCCAGUGGCAGAUCAUCUCCUGGAGAAGCAAGAGAGAACCAAGCAGCUGAAGGUGAGAGACUGGGUAAACGUGUACGCAAAAAGAGGAAGAUCUACAUGGAUUCUGGUGAUGAAGAAGAAGACAAUCAAGAAGAACCGGAGGAAAAGGCGAAGACUACCAAAGGCAGAAGAGGUCCAAAAAUAGCCAAACUGGUGUCGGCACAACCCAAUAAGAAACGGGCCUGGAGCUGGCCUGCAUACCUGGAAGAAGAAAGAGCCAUUGCUGCUCCUGUUAAACUUUUCAAAGAGCACCAGUCGUUUCCUCAAAGCAGGAACAGCUUCAAGGUGGGAAUGAAGCUGGAGGGCCUGGACCCCUGUCAUCCAUCUCUGUUCUGUGUGCUCACUGUUGCAGAGAUCCAAGGCUAUAGGGUACGACUUCACUUUGAUGGCUACCCAGAAUGUUAUGACUUCUGGGCUAACGCCGACUCGUGGGAUAUAAAACCUGCAGGCUGGUGUGAAAAGAAUGGACAUAAGUUAUUGUUACCUAAAGGUUGUAAGGAUGGAGAGUUUAAUUGGAGUAUGUAUGUGAAGAACUGCAGAGGUCAGCUGGCCCCCAAGCACCUUUUCAAGAGCCUCAACACCUCUGUGACGCCGUCUGGGUUUAGAGCAGGAAUGAAGCUAGAGGCAGUCGACAGAAAGAACCCAUCCUUAAUCUGUGUAGCAACUAUUGCUGCUGUUGUUGACAACCGAUUGCUCAUUCAUUUUGACAACUGGGAUGACACCUAUGAUUACUGGUGUGAUGCUACGAGUCCGUACAUCCAUCCUGUUGGGUAUUGUGAAGAGGCAGAGCUAACUCUGACCACUCCAGCUGAAUAUAAGCAUCCCAAAUGUUUCUCAUGGGAAAAAUACCUGGAAGAGACAGGAACACAGGCUGCCCCUGCCCGGGCCUUCAAACCGCGACCUCUUCAUGGAUUCCAGAUUGGCAUGAAAGUGGAGGCUGUAGAUAAGAGAAACCCCAUGCUUAUCCGUGUUGCAACCAUAGCAGACACAGAGGACCACCGACUGAAGAUCCAUUUUGAUGGCUGGAAUUCAGAGUAUGAUUACUGGGUGGAGACUGACUGCCCUGAUCUGCACCCCAUGGGGUGGUGUCAGAAAACUGGACACCCUCUCCAAUACCCAAAUGGCCCCAGUGAUUUAUUGAGUGCCCCAGGACAAGGAUGUCCUACCCCAGGAUGCAACGGGGUGGGCCACAUUAGAGGACCUCGCUAUGGGACACACUACACUCAGGUGAGCUGUCCCUAUUCAGAAAUUAAUCUGAACAAAGAUGGCUUGGUACCAGACCGCCUUAGUGGAGAAAGACCUCUCACUAUCUGUGGGCCUCAUCCUCGUGGGCGACGCCCCGAUCCCCACACAAACGCUACAACACCGACCUCCUCAACUCCAGAGCAGCUCGAAGGAGCAGACGAGUCCCAGAAUAGGAAACCAGUGACAGUGGAGGCUGAGCGCUCUGGACGUAACAGCCAAGCUGAACCAGCAGGAGGCGCCAGUGAGCAAAGCCACAAUGGAACCAGACCUAAACGGACUGCUCCAGUUCCAAAAUACUUGAAAAUGCACUAUGUUAAAGAGGAGAUCGGUGACGGUAAAGCCUCUCCAGAAGCCAUCUCUCUCCAGCAGGCCCUCCAUGAGUCUGUGUUUUCACCCGGAAUCUCUGCCUCUCCCCCCCACCGGGUGGCUCUCUGCUGGGACAAACACUGCCAGCUGCUGCCUGAGGUCCUGGGGCUGACUGCCAAACGAGUGGCUACUUGGAGCGCAGAAGAGGUGGCCAGUUUUGUCAAAGGACUUCCAGGAUGUAAAGAACAUGCUACUACAUUUAAAACAGAACAAAUAGAUGGUGAGGCCUUCCUACUACUCACCACAGACAUCGUUAAGAUCCUGUCAAUCAAAUUAGGCCCCGCCCUGAAGAUCUACAACUCCAUCCUCAUGUUGAAGAAUGCUGAUGAAGAGUAAGACUUCAUCAUGAUGGAAAAUCACUCCCUCCAACCCACUCUCUCAUCUCUGGCCUCAUCUACGCUCAGCUAAAGACUCAAGACAAAAUGGGCCUGAGAGUGUUUUUUCUUUUUUCUUUUGAGCUCUGAGACAAUGCAGCUACGUGAAGUGGAAGCCAUCGACUAGAUAACGUCCACCUCUCCUUCUCUCCCUUCUCUCUCCAUGAUGGACAGCACUAGUCAGCCUGAGGGAGAGUUUUACAUGCUAACAUGAGAAAACCUUAAUGUCUUUGUUUACUCAAUCAUUAAAAAAAAAACUACAUGCACCUUUGAGGCUUCUUAACAAUGUACAGUUCAUUGGAUUUAGUGUCACUACUCUGUUGCUUUUUCUUUGAACUGUCCUGAAAUGGUGCUUGAGCUCAGAGCAGAUGGAACAAGCAUCUUAGUGAUUUGUUGCUUUUGCUUGGCGACAGAUUUUGUGUUUUUUUUUUUUGUUUUUUUUUUAAGCUGCACAAAACAAUCGUGAGGCAAUGAAAGGUUUUAAUGUGAAACCUAAUGGAGUAGAAGCAGUGUGUAGUUCAGCCUCUCACCUCUAGGUGGGGAAAGUGAGCCACUCCACAGGCCUAAAGGCAGGGGAGUUUUUGUUAAUUUGGAGUUGGCUGAAGUUUAGAUAAAAUGGGGUGGGAUGGUAAAAACUUGGUGUGCGUGAUUGUGUGUGUUCAAAAAGUGUGUUUGAGAAAAUGAGGAUGUAAUUCUCCACCAGCGCAUGUGUGUUGCUUUUGGACUAUUUUGUGACUAACAGGGCUAAGGGCUAAUUGUUAAAUCAAGGAAACUGGUGGUCGUUUAAGGUGGAACAAGACAAUGAACCAGCUCUGUUCGUCUCAUGUCAUUCUAAGUUUUUUUUUUUUGUUUGUUUUUGUUUUCUUUUCCUGAAAGGCACAUGAAAAUGAAUGUUAAAACAGCUCAUAGUUGUUUUAACUUUUCUUGCUUUGUUUGGUUCAAAUAACCUCUGUCAGCCACAAUGUAAAUAGUAUACAGCUAUAAACGGACUCUUCUUGCUCCUUAAACUGAAUUUAUUCCUGCUUGGUUAUGCAAAGGCUUGACAUGUGUCUACAGGGAGAGGCAUUGUGACAGUGAACUUAAAGUACAAGCCUCACUUCAUACAAAGAUUUUGAGGAAAGAAAAAAACUUAAAACAUUGUUCAUGUCCUUGUAAAUCAGUACAUUCAACAAGUUGGAAUGUGUACAUCAGCUACUGUUUAUAUGCAAACAGCUUUUAUUUAUGUAUUCUUAUUUAAAGGGUAACGGUACGCUGUUUUGGCUCAGAGGUAGCUGUGGCUGUUUGAUGGAAUGUGUGAAUGGGUGAAAUAAAUGAGAUGCACACU